Photinus pyralis (common eastern firefly) is the source of this 1290-nucleotide messenger RNA. RefSeq names its product high mobility group protein 20A-like. Gene Ontology annotation, cellular component: nucleus. Lineage: Eukaryota; Metazoa; Arthropoda; Insecta; Coleoptera; Lampyridae. The record is from RefSeq and is a predicted model, not a curated record. Gene Ontology annotation, biological process: regulation of gene expression. The transcript is spliced from 4 exons. Bases 177 to 1082 code for a protein of 301 amino acids.
CCUUUUCCCGAUGGUUAACAAUCGCGGAUGAAAUUUGUAAAUUGUAAUUAUUGUUUUAUUAAGUGCGUAUAACAAUAGUGAAGUGUGGCAUCACUGUUUCUUAUUUUGACAUUCGUUGACAAACUUUGGCGAUUCCCAGAAUUGGGCGAAAAGGGCACAGAAUUUAAUUUAAUUAAAUGGAAACUACGGAGGAAAAGCCGUCGACCGAUGGUAGUAAAAGCAAAGUUAGCGGAUCUAGCGACGAAAAAGACGAGAAAGCUCCAGACAGUUCUGAAAACAACAGUUCACAAAAGCUGAAAACAAACAAGCCUAAGAAAAGGAAGAAGCCCAAAGAUGUGACGGCCCCUCGACAGCCACUGACGGGUUAUGUUCGUUACUUAAAUGAUCGACGUGAAAGUGUCCGAGCGGCAAAUCCCAACCUGCCUUUUGCCGAAAUCACUCGUCUCCUCGCAAGCGAGUGGACUAAUCUUCCAGCUGACAAAAAGCAAUCUUAUUUAGAUGCCGCUGUACUUGACAAAGAACGUUACACCAAAGAGUACAAUGCGUACAAGCAAACACAGGCCUAUAAAAGCUACACAAAGCAAGUUAGCGAAAAGAAGCUAAAGGAGAAUAAGGAUGAGCUUAAGGCCGUAACUGUACCUAAAGAAUCUCACAGCAACGAAAUAGACAUGGGAAACUUCGACAUUCCAAUAUUCACUGAAGAGUUUCUUGAUCAUAACAAAACUCGAGAUGCCGAACUCAGACAGUUGAAAAAAUCGAACACGGACUACGAGCAGCAAAACUCACGUUUGCAAAAGCACAUCGAAGAUGUUAAAGGGGCGAUAGAAAAACUGGAAGUGGAAAUUUUACAGCAAAGAAAAAACAAUAAAUCCCUACAGCAACAUUUGGAUCAUCUGAGAUCUACCCUCACAUCUGGAUUUGCCAACAUCAAAUUACCAGGGACCGACGAAGUUCCGACAUUGCAGACGAUUGACACAUACAUGGGUAGUUUGCAUACAAUUUUGUUAGAGAAUAGCAGUCAGGAUGCUCAAUUUUUGCAAAUGGUUAGAGGUAUUGUGGCUCGGUUAGAGUUUAAUGGAUGACAACCAGAUUCUGCCAACAAAUCCAUUGUUGCAGAAAGGCGUAAGAAGAAAGCAAAAAAAUGAACAAUCAUAUGUUCCUCUAAAAUUUCGAUUAGGCUCUUUACAUGGCAGCAUGCCAAUCUAAUCUACUAUAACACUUUAUAGUUACUUGUUAACUUUCAUUAUUUAUUAUACUUUUUUUUAAUAAAUUCUUUUUAUUUACAUAUAA